Phytophthora infestans T30-4 is the source of this 1929-nucleotide messenger RNA. RefSeq lists its product as uncharacterized. The transcript has a single exon. The record is from RefSeq and is a predicted model, not a curated record. Lineage: Eukaryota; Oomycota; Peronosporomycetes; Peronosporales; Peronosporaceae. Bases 274 to 1929 code for a protein of 551 amino acids.
UAGGAAUUUGUUGAUUACCGGUGCUAUGACUUCUGUAUGGAAAAUUUUCAUUGGAACGUUGCCCUGUCACACUUUCGGAAGAGUCCUCCCUCUCUGCGGAGAUUAGAAGGUUAAUCUUCACGUUCGGAUACAGUGUGCACUGUGCAGGUCAUCUUGCGUUACACAUCUCGCGGUCACCAAGUUGUCGGAUGCAAUGCCAGCAGUCAUCUCCACACUCAACGUCGCCUUGGUUUAAAACUUCAAUGAAGCUCAUUUCUCAAUCUUCCAAGCGCAAUGGAGGCUCCUGAGCAAGUCAAGAAGAAUUCGUACGCAGAGGUCAAGUCACCCAAUGUGGAGAAUGCCAUUUCGCUUGGUCAGCGCGAAAAUGAUGCUCAGCGUGCCCCUCGUGGCUCCGUGUCUGUGUAUUCGUGGGAAAACUUCGGUAUGGCUGCCCACUCGGCUGGUGUCGGUAUCGUGAACAGUACCAUCAGUGGUGUUGUCUACGCGGCGCUGAAUAACUAUUUGCACAUGUCUGCGACUCUGGUUGCAACGGCGGUUGCACUCAUCCAGUUUCCUCGCAGUCUCCGUGUGUUCACCGGUAUGCUAACGGACACAGUUCCGAUCUUUGGUUACCGUCGUCGUCCGUACAUCGUGAUCGGAUGGGGAAUGACGUUCCUGUCGUGCUUCCUCAUGGCGGUGUUACCUCUUGGUGAUCCGUACUACGGCGAUCAAUCCAUUGCUGACCUGGACACUGCUGAGCUCACCCCCGAGCAGCUCGCGACGAUCGACACGGACGCUCCUAACCGCGGUAUCAAGAUGAUUAUCCUGAUGAUGUUCGCUAACUUCGGUACCGUCCUCGCGUACAGUGGCUUCAACGGCACUAUGAUCGAAAUCUCGCAGCAGGAGCCCGCUCAUCUCCGCGGUACCGCUAUGGGUGACUGUGACGUUGUCUUCUACUGGUUUGCGGUUGUAUCGGCCUUCUUCACGGGUCUGGGUCUCAACAGCGAAGACUAUGGCGGCACCUUCUCGUGGUCUGUCGGCUUCAACGCGAUCAUGGGCGUUUGCGCCGCUACGUCACUCAUUGUGCUGCCGUUCUGCUGGUGGUGUAUCCAAGAAGAGCGCGUCACGUCCGGUCCGUCCAAGUCGGUCUACACGUUCCUCUAUGAGCUGCUCCAACGUAAAACUAUCUACCGAUACAUCGCCUUCCGCUUCUUCUACAAUGUGAUGGCCAUGAUUUCUGUGACUUCGGCCAGUGCGAUCCAAAGCACGUGGGCUGGCGUUGAGCCCAUUAAUAACGGUAUUGCAACCAUGUUGGCUGCUUUCCUGACUAUGCUCGGAACGUACUUGGUCAAGAAGUACGGUCUUGCCUGGAACUGGCGCUACAUCAUCAUUUUCGCUCAGAUUCUUGUCGUGAGUCUCGACAUUAUCCCGACGAUGUUCACGAUUUGGGAUGUCGUUCGCAGCCAGUGGUUCUGGCUUGGUGUUCCCUUGCUCGAGAAGAUCCCAUUCGCCGCAACUGACUUUGUCGGUGCUCUGUUCAUGCUCGAGGUCGACAGUGAAGACUUCGAAGCCACUCUAUUUGGUUUGGCUGUGACCUCGCAGCGUGUUGGUAUCCCGUUCGCGACGGUGAUCACAAAAUCUAUCGACGGCUACUUCGACAUUGAACGCGAGUACAUUCAGCAGGAUGACCACCACGUGCGCUCGCAGGUCACAUACGCUUACCUGAUCGCCUACGCUGUCAACCUCCUUGCAAUCGUGUUCGUUGUGCUGCUCCCGCGCCAGAAGGAAGAGCUUCACCGUAUGCAGCGUGACAAUGCCACGAAUAAGAUCAUGGGUAUCGCUACCAUCUGCGUUCUCAUCUUCGCUCUGGCCUGGUCGCUCAUGACCAACAUCCUCAGUCUGUUCGACUCGACGAGCUGCCUGCGCAUUGCUGGUGGCAGCGGAUGCUAG